Lycium ferocissimum is the source of this 1459-nucleotide messenger RNA. RefSeq lists its product as uncharacterized. The transcript is spliced from 8 exons. Gene Ontology annotation, molecular function: single-stranded RNA binding; RNA endonuclease activity producing 5'-phosphomonoesters, hydrolytic mechanism. NCBI's taxonomy places the organism in Eukaryota, Viridiplantae, Streptophyta, Magnoliopsida, Solanales, Solanaceae. Gene Ontology annotation, cellular component: nucleolus; cytoplasm. Gene Ontology annotation, biological process: DNA repair. The record is from RefSeq and is a predicted model, not a curated record. The coding region runs from base 93 to 887 and encodes 264 amino acids.
UAUAUUCGAUUUUAAUGGAGGGAUCACAAGGUCAAUGAAAAUGUCUCAUUUAGUGCAUACAUCACAGGCUGGGCGUAGAAUUGUUGAAAAUUAUGAAGGAUGCCAAAGAAUCUUCCUCUUCAGAGUGUAAUUUCUCUACUGAAUAUCAGAGUUCACAACAAAUGGAUUGGCUCAGGGUUCAAGAUUCUCUAAAAGGGCAAUUGAUUACUGAAGAUGAUUUCAAAUGGAGAUUACCCGCAAGAGAAAAAGAAGGGAGCUGUGAAAUACUGAAGUAUGUUGGUGGGGUUGACUUAAGUUUCUCAAAAGAUGAUUCAUCUAUUGCCUGUGGAACCCUUGUUGUGUUGGACUUGCAGACCCACGAAGUUGUUUAUGAAGAUUCUUCUAUUGUUAGACUUCAAAUUCCAUAUGUUCCUGGUUUCCUUGCUUUCAGAGAGGCUCCUGUACUCCUGGAGCUUUUGGAUAAAAUGAAGAACAAUGGUCAUCCUUUCUACCCCCAGCUACUGAUGGUUGAUGGCAAUGGACUGCUUCAUCCUCGAGGUUUUGGUCUGGCUUGUCACAUUGGCGUCUUAGCUGAUCUUCCUACUGUUGGUGUGGGAAAGAAUCUGCACCAUGUGGAUGGUCUUACACAAUCUAGGGUAAGAGAACUCCUUCAAGCAGAGGACUCUCCUGAAAAUGUCUUACCCCUAAUUGGGGACUCUGGAUGUACCUGGGGAGCGGCAAUGCGAUCAUCUCAGGGCUCUUUGAAGCCUAUAUUUAUUUCAGUUGGUCACCGAAUAUCUCUCGCUACUGCCAUUGAAAUUGUGAGGAUGACUUGCAGAUUUCGUGUUCCAGAGCCCAUCCGGCAGGCUGAUAUAAGAUCAAGGGAGCGCCUGCGGAACAAUCAAUGACUAGGUCCGUAAUCGCUUCUCUAUAUAUUUGGUAGGUUCUGGUGAAUUUUUUUCUUUCUAACUAGUAACUACAUAUUUCCAAACUCCAAGACCUUAUUGUAACCUGGCUCAACAUGGUCCGGGCAAGCUUAAUUUGGUAUUUGUGUCACACAGGGAUCGAGGAUGUUAUGCUUCAAUUUUGCCAGGAUCAAAGUGUCAUUUUCUUGGUCCGUCUUCUGUUAGUGUUUUUUCAUUGAUACCAUGGAAAGCUCGACUAAGCCAGAAAUUGUAUAGGAGCAAUGAAGAAGAGAGAAGGGAAAGAACAUUGGAUUCUGUAUGUACAAAACAUAGAGAGAGAACAUUAAAUUCUGAGAGAAGAAAAACAUUCAUGCAGCUGCUAUUUUCCAUUUCAUAUUUGCUUUAGGAUAUCAGCGUUUUUGUUAGCUUGUAUAACUUAUGCAUGUCAGGCAAACUAUGCACACAAGUUGGCCUGAACACCACCGUAUAAAAAAUAAAUAAAUUAUAAAGUCUGUAUGGAUUUUCAUAGAACACCAACUCAAAUUUUACAUGUGCUCGUAAUUGUGCUUCCUAUG